Molecule: messenger RNA, 4747 nt
Organism: Gaeumannomyces tritici R3-111a-1
Lineage: Eukaryota; Fungi; Ascomycota; Sordariomycetes; Magnaporthales; Magnaporthaceae
Product: ULK/ULK protein kinase
Exons: 2
Coding region: 638-3562 (974 amino acids)
Biological process (GO): protein autophosphorylation; autophagosome organization; autophagy
Cellular component (GO): cytoplasm; autophagosome
Molecular function (GO): ATP binding; protein serine/threonine kinase activity
Source: RefSeq, a predicted model, not a curated record
CCAGCACGUCUCCACCUCCAGUCCCCGCCGCGAAAGGCUAUCCAUGCGCGUGGGCGGUCCAGCAUGAUUCUGAAGGAGUGAACGCACAUCCCCCCUCCCUCACGCAUCUUGCGCUGCGCGCUGAGUGCCUUUAUCGCGGUCAGUGCACUUUCCUUCCGGUCCAUCUCAGCUGCCUUGGCCUAUCGGGGCGGUGCCGGACCGAGCCCGUUGUCGCUCGCCCAGUCGGCGGCUGUCAGGUCUUGCCUUGCAAACCAACCUCAGGCACCGACCUAACUAACCUCUCUUACUCUCGCCCUGUCCCUGACACCCAGCCUGCCUCUUUCCCUCCUCGCACCUAAUCCGACAGCCACACACUGACGGCUGCAACUCGGGGCCACCGUUGAGCCCUGCUUUUCCCAUACUCGCUGCGGCUCACUGGCCAACCCACCCUCGUCGCUCCGUCCCUGUCGUCAACUCCUAUCAACCUAAAGCUACGAACCACCCUACCCACCACCCACCUAGGUAACAACCCACCUACGCACCCAUCCAUUUGCCUGUCUAUACAACCGAAUCUGUUCCAUGACGGGCCCGAUCACCUCCUCCGGCCGACGCCCCCGAUCCCGCCUCUUGUAGCCCGCGGGCACCUCACGCAUCCACCAUGGCAGAUCGGAUCUCGUCCAGCUCGGCCAGGCGGGCACGGCCUGGCGAUGACUCGGUCGGCCAGUUCAUCAUCGGCGCCGAGAUCGGCAAGGGCAGCUUUGCCCAGGUCUACAUGGGACGGCACAAGGUCUCGGGCGCCGCCGUGGCCAUCAAGUCUGUCGAGCUGGCCCGGCUUAAUAAGAAGCUCAAGGAGAAUCUGUACGGCGAGAUCAAGAUCCUGAAGACGCUGCGACAUCCUCACAUCGUCGCGCUCCACGACUGCGUCGAGUCGUCGACGCACAUCAACCUUAUGAUGGAGUACUGCGAGCUGGGCGACCUGUCGCUCUUUAUCCGUAAGCGGGAGAAGCUUCUGACGCACCCGGCCACCCACGACAUGGCUCGCAAAUACCCGAGCGCCCUUAACUCGGGUCUGAACGAGGUUGUCAUUCGUCACUUUCUCAAGCAGCUUGCCAGUGCCCUAAAGUUCCUCCGCGAGGGCAACUUUGUUCACCGCGAUGUGAAACCUCAGAACCUGCUGCUGCUGCCGUCGCCCGAGUACCGCGACGUCAACAAGACACUUACUAGGCCUAUCCUGACGGCGAGUCAGGACUCGCUCAUCCCGGCCGCCGGCCUGUUAUCGUUGCCCAUGCUCAAGCUGGCCGACUUCGGCUUCGCCAGGGUGCUGCCCUCCACCUCGCUGGCCGAAACCCUGUGUGGCUCGCCGCUGUACAUGGCUCCAGAAAUCCUCCGCUACGAGAGGUAUGACGCAAAGGCGGACCUCUGGUCCGUCGGUACCGUUCUGUACGAGAUGGUCACGGGCAGGCCCCCAUUUCGCGCGAGCAAUCACGUGGAGUUGCUGCGCAAGAUCGAGGCCGCCGAGGAUGUCAUCAAGUUCCCCCGGGAGACGGUUGCCAGCUCAGAGAUGAAGUCUCUCGUGAGGGCCCUGCUUAAGAGGAGUCCUGUCGAGCGUUUGAGCUUCGAGAACUUUUUUAAUCAUGGCAUCGUGCUUAAUCCCAUCCCCGGCCUUGUCGAGGAUGACGUGCCGAAGCCGGAUCAGAGGACCGCCAAGGACGUGAGGAAGGAGGCGAGGACAGACGAUCCUAUCGCAUCACCCCGCAGGCACUCGUUUCGUCGCUAUCCAACGGACCAAGACCCGGCAAGGGGCGACGAGACCCCGGGCUCGCCGCAAGAGAAAGCUGCGCCUCGCCAGGCAACCGAGACCAGGCGGCAACAGCCAGGCCCCGAGUCGGGUGCGCGAGUCGGCCAUUCGCCAAAGGCCGAGCCGGUGUCGGAGAGCUUGCCCACACGGAGGCCGACCGCCCAGCCGUCAGCGUCUGCUCCAAGCAGGACAGUGUUGCACGGUGAGCGCCGCCGGGGUGCGUCCAACGCCUCGGUGAGCCGGCCGGUCGGCCGCGACUCACCCUCGCCUAGCUCUUCCCUGGUUGCCAACUACGAGCCAUCCAGGGGCGGCGACGCCCGGCGCGGGGGGCAAAGCGAGGAGCAAGAGCGUGCGGCCCAAGAUGUGGCUUUUGAGCGCGACUACGUUGUGGUGGAGAAGAAGCACGUAGAGGUAAAUGCAUUUGCCGACGAGAUGGCAGCAAAUCCUAGACUGGGCGGUAUGAAUGGCGCUCCGGUAUCCCCAAAGUCGGGCCAAAUGGUGCGGAGGCAAACCCAGCAGGGCAAUCCCACCUCGACGACGGGCGCGGUGCCGCCAGCGCCAUCGCGGGCCAUGCAGGUGGCCCAGGGGACGCAGAGGCACCACGGGCACGAACGCCAGGGCUCGCUUUCGGGGAGCCCCGGAUCGACGGCGUCCUUCAUCACCAAGGCUAUCCAGGACGCGAGCCUGAGACUACUAGGUAUCAAGUACCCGGCCGGGCUAGGCAAGGGCGCGUCGGUGUCACCGCCCGAGUUUUAUGCCCCAUACCCCAGCUAUCCCACCCCGGCGCCGCCCAUAGGGCUCAUCGGCGACGGCAGGCAGGUGACCCCGGUCGACGAGGACGCGCGUGUGGUGCAGCUGAUCGAGGAGCAUGCGACACGGAGCGAUGUCGUCUACGGGUUUGCCGAGGUCAAGUACAAGCAGCUCGUGCCGCUCGCGCCCUCGGUCGAGCACGGCCUCGGGGGCGCACCCGUGGCCGACAGGCUCGCGGCGGGCAGCGAAGAGGACGUUCUGACCAUCGAGGCCGUUGUGGCGCUGUCGGAGGAGGCGCUGGUGCUUUACGUCAAGGCGCUGACGCUCCUUGCAAAGUCGAUGGACAUUGCCAGCCUCUGGUGGGCCAGGCGGAGCCGAGGCGAUCAGACGACCAGCAGCAGCGCUCCUUCCUCAGCCGGUGCGCAGAACAUAUCGCUGCGCAUAAAUUCGGCUGUCCAAUGGGUCCGAUCCCGGUUUAACGAGGUGCUGGAGAAGGCCGAGGUUGUGAGGUUGAGGCUGCUCGAGGCACAGAGGCGCCUACCCGACGACCACCCAAGCCACCCGGGCAACCAUCGCCAAGAGGCCGAGGCUGCCAAUAGCGCCAGCACCGAAGGCGUCUUUCUCACGGCGGGUGUGACAGCCGAGAGGCUCAUGUACGACCGCGCAGUGGAGAUGAGCCGGACCGCUGCCAUCAACGAGAUCACCAACGAGGAUCUGGCCGGGUGUGAGAUCUCGUAUGUGACGGCCAUCCGCAUGCUCGAGGCCGUUCUCGAUAACGAGGGCAGCGUGCCUAAGAGGCACACCUCGGGAGUCCUGGGCGAUGCUGGCAGCGUUUCUCAGGAAGAUGGCCAAGUCGAGAUCAACGUCGACGACCAGCAGUCAGUACAGAAGUUGAUCCAGAUGAUCAAGUCACGGCUCUCGUCUGUCCGCAACAAAUCACGCAUGAUCUCAAAUGCAUCCAAGGUUCAGCAGCAACAGCAGAGCCUGGCACGGCGGCGGAGCGGAGACGUUACGCCCCGAAGCGUCCCCUCUUAGCAUAUAUCGAUAACCCCCCCGCUGCUCGUCCCCUUCAUUCUAGCCGUCUUUUUGUCUUCUACGUUAUGAUUCAUGAUCAAAAUACUAGUACGCAGCCAUGCCAACAACCCUUAUAUUGUUAUUAUGGUCAGAGGGAGGCCCCGCGGUCUUUUCCCCUGGCCGUCUGUGAGAUACAGAUAAGAGAACACCCAACCAAACUUGGUGGCAUAUGCUUACUCCAUUUCUCCCUCCCCCCUGCCUCUCUUUAUCUCCCAUUUUCUGGCUUAUGGGUGUUGGAUUCGUUCCUGUUCCAUUUAUAGCUCCCUUUUAUCUCGCCUUGCGUUUUGCGUUGAUCUCCCUUGACGACACAUCUCUGUCCUGUUCAUUCUUUACCUCCUUGUCUCAACGCUUCCUUGUUUUCUUUAUCAGCGUCAUUCUUCUAUCGUCUUGUCGACUCGAAACGGGAGCCCACCUUUCUUUCGUCAUCAUCAUUGUCGGGUUAUCAGUGUACCGAAUCUCCGACCGUGCUCGUACUCGAGGAUAUCUCAUGGCGUGGGGUUUGCGGCACUCUUCUUUCUCUUUUGGAGAAUCAAACAAGAAUGAUCAUCGGCUGGUCAUAUCCGGGAUCCAGACAGGCUAGCACGAUUUCGGCCAUGGUCAGGGCUGUUUGGGGUUUGGCGUUUGGGUUUUUAUACUCUCUUCUCACUUUCUUUCUUAAGCCUUUUCAAGCACAGCCAGAUUGGUCUCGGGAGCGUGCGGUCGGUCGCGAUGCAUUGUAUGGCAUGUGACGACUGGUUUCCUGCUGUAAGAAGACGGCGCGCCAGCGCCGAGUGGUCGGUCUUGUAGGGCCCUGGCAUCAGGGACUGGGCAGCUACGAAAGCCUCGACGGGUCGGGGAGGGAGUGGCGACGGUUCGGCGAGGGUGUGAUUGGGCCCUCAUGCCAAUAUAUAAACUACGUCCCUGGGCGGGCCCUACUGACAGGUAUCUAAUAUGAUGCUAUUCGGCCAACUUGUGUCUGCCUGUGUCGGGUGUUGGCCUGCCCCCAAGUCUGUCCCUACACUGUUACGCCGGCCAUCGCGAUGCCCAACCAGCCGAAUGGAUGUCACGGUAGGCUCAGCUCAACGCCACUUCUCCGUCGGCCAGGCAGCACAAUUCAGCAUCUUCCAUCAUGCGUGCAUAGUAUUGUGUAACCCUUCAAGGUCCAAG